AUGAGUAGACUCGUAGGCCGCCUUUUCGAAGCAAGCCUGGACGAGAAACCAACCUUCGAGGCCUUGUCCUAUGUCUGGGGGGAUCCACAGUCGCGGAAACGGAUCCGAUGCAGUGGUAAAAACUUGUCGGUAACAAGAAGCCUUGCGCUGGCCUUGAACCGGAUACGGAAUCCCACAACUUCCAGAAUUGUCUGGGCGGACGCAAUAUGUAUCAACCAGAACGAUGUCGAGGAGCGCAACCACCAAGUGCGACUCAUGCGAGAAAUUUAUACCCGCGCAAAAAGGGUUCUCGUUAGCCUUGACACUGGAGACGGUUCGAACAACGAAUCGAUGACGAGGCUCACCGGGUAUCAGAUUCCAGUUGCCGACGUCUUAACUGAGUCUGUUCGCAGCGCCCUUCGCGCGUUCUUCGGCUCACCCUGGUUCACGCGGAUCUGGUGCGUACAGGAGAUUGUUCUUGCGCGAAAGGCGGUGGUC
This is a messenger RNA of Trematosphaeria pertusa, 477 nucleotides long. RefSeq names its product heterokaryon incompatibility. The transcript is spliced from 2 exons. Lineage: Eukaryota; Fungi; Ascomycota; Dothideomycetes; Pleosporales; Trematosphaeriaceae. The annotation marks the transcript as partial. The record is from RefSeq and is a predicted model, not a curated record.